Molecule: messenger RNA, 513 nt
Organism: Lodderomyces jiufengensis
Lineage: Eukaryota; Fungi; Ascomycota; Pichiomycetes; Serinales; Debaryomycetaceae
Gene: NCE102
Product: Nce102p
Exons: 1
Coding region: 1-513 (170 amino acids)
Biological process (GO): protein localization to plasma membrane; eisosome assembly
Cellular component (GO): eisosome; plasma membrane
Source: RefSeq, a predicted model, not a curated record
AUGUUAGCUAUCGGAGACGUCAUCUUAAGAGCUUUUAACUUCAUUUUCUUAGCCAUUGCUUUAGGUUUAACUGGUUCAUUAGCAGCCACAACUUAUACUCAACAUAAUCCACAAAUUAACUUCGGUGUAUUUGCUGCUGCAUUUGGUAUUUUAACUUCAUCAUUAUAUGGUAUCUUUGCAUUUUUCAUUAGUGCAUUUGCAUGGCCAGUUAUUUUAUUUGUUUUUGAUUUCUUAAAUUUUGUUUUCACUUUUGCUGCUGCAACUGCAAUUGCUGCUGGUAUUAGAGUUCAUUCAUGUUCUAAUCAAGAUUACUUAGAUGAUAAUAAUAUUACUCAAGGUUCAAGUGGUAGAUGUAGAAAAGCUCAAGCUUCAGUUGCAUUUUUAUAUUUUUCAACCUUUAUUUUCAUUGCUAGUGGUAUUUUCAGUUUAAUUGGAUUAUUUAAAGGUGGAUUAUUUGGUUCAUCAUCAAGAUCAACUCCAAGAACUGGUGUUCCAUCUAUGUCACAAGUAUAA